Molecule: messenger RNA, 1326 nt
Organism: Gymnodraco acuticeps
Lineage: Eukaryota; Metazoa; Chordata; Actinopteri; Perciformes; Bathydraconidae
Product: calcium/calmodulin-dependent protein kinase type 1G-like
Biological process (GO): peptidyl-serine phosphorylation
Cellular component (GO): intracellular anatomical structure
Molecular function (GO): calmodulin binding; calcium/calmodulin-dependent protein kinase activity; ATP binding
Source: RefSeq, a predicted model, not a curated record
GCGAGGCAUGGAGGGAGGUGGCAGAGACAGUGGGUGAAACUGGUGGGGCUGUGCCUGGAUGUAUUGGUGAAAAAAAGGAAGAUGAAAAUCAGUAUGGCAUGAGGCAGUUGUCAAGGGUCUUUGAAUGCAGCACGGUUGAUUGACUGAUGGCCGAGGCCCCUCCCCCCUCUCCUGAGCUCAGCAGCCUGUAGUCGAGAAACAGUCAGGUGCCGCGGAAACCUCAGCGCUAACACCCUCCGCCGCCCGUCAGGAGUCUACGGCAACGUCAGAGCCAGAAUGAGGCGGAAGGAGAUCAUCUGCAGCUGGAAGAAAAGCACCAGUAAUAUCAGAGAUGUGUUCGACUUUAAGGGGAAAAUGGGAUCGGGGUCCUUUUCCGAGGUUUUUAUGGUGAGAGAGAAGAGAACAGGAAAAAUGUACGCCCUGAAAUGCCUGAAGAAGAAACACCUCGCUCAUAGCAACCUCGAAAAUGAAAUCAAUGUACUGAGAAGGAUACAGCACGAGAAUGUGGUAGGACUGGAGGAUUUCUAUGAGAGCCGGACACACUAUUACCUGGUCAUGCAACUGUGGGGGAGCUUGUUUGAUCGCAUUUUAGAUAAGGGUUACACCGAGAAGGACGCUAGCAUGGUGAUAAAGCUGCUGCAGGCUGUCAGCUACCUGCACGAAAACAGCAUCGUACACAGGGACCUUAAGCCUGAGAACCUGCUGUACUAUAACACAGACGAGAAUGCGAAGAUCAUGGUGAGUGACUUUGGUCUGUCGAAGACGUUGGAGCACGGCGUGAUGUCCACAGCCUGUGGUACGCCGGGAUAUGUUGCCCCUGAGGUUUUGGCCCAGAGACCCUACAGCAAAACAGUGGACUGCUGGUCCAUUGGAGUUAUCACCUACAUCCUGCUCUGCGGCUACCCUCCAUUCUUUGAAGACAACGAGACGCGUCUGUUUUCAAAGAUCAUGAGGGCUGAGUACGCUUUUCAUUCGCCUUUCUGGGACGAUAUCUCUGAGUCAGCCAAAGACUUCAUCAGGAAUAUGAUGCAUAAAAACCCCACAAGACGCUUCCUCACCGAGCAGGCACUCAGACACCCAUGGAUUGCUGAAAACACAGCUAAAGACGUGGACAUUUCUCAGUCUGUGUGUGAGCAGAUGGAGAGAAGCUUUACCAAAUCCAAAUGGAAGGCCUUCCACGCAGUCUCAGUGGUUCAGCAACAUGAAGAAACUGCAGUCGGUUCCUUUCCGAGCCCCUCCCCCGACAUCCCUGCAGCCCUGAAGGCCUGGACCCGAACGGGAACCUGGUCCCGGGGGCCAGCAAGUCCGUCCUGCCAGCAGUGCUGA